Molecule: messenger RNA, 3840 nt
Organism: Echinococcus granulosus
Lineage: Eukaryota; Metazoa; Platyhelminthes; Cestoda; Cyclophyllidea; Taeniidae
Product: Exportin-6-B
Exons: 2
Coding region: 1-3840 (1279 amino acids)
Biological process (GO): protein export from nucleus
Molecular function (GO): nuclear export signal receptor activity
Source: RefSeq, a predicted model, not a curated record
AUGACCGCCUUAGCUGAGGUUCAAAGUGCGCUGACCGAAUUCUAUGCUCAGGCUUCUAGUCCGGAGCGCCUUGCUCAACUACAGGAAUCGCUCAUCACUUUUGAACAACAGCCCUCCUCUUGGAUGGCGGCCAUCCACUUUUUGACCAUCUCCUCCGAUCAAUACGUAUGUAUAUUCAGUCUGGGCAUCAUUGAAUCGACGGUGAAACGUCGUUGGACUCUCCUUUCCAAUGCAGAGAAGCAUGAAAUAUUCCAAUUUUUGGAAAAGUACGCUUUCCCCUCCAAUCAUCACCAACCCAUUAUGCCUUCUUUUCUCCCUAUUCUCAAGUGCAAAGCUAUAAAGAUUUGGACCUCCAUUUGUAAAAAGGAUUUUGUUCAAGUCCACAUGCAGUUUUUGGCAAGAAUCAUUAACCUAUUGACCGUGCCUGCUUCUGUAACUACGGAGGGAGAUCUGCAGGCUCUGUGCCUCUCUUUCUCCCUCUGCAAGGCCGCCUACGAAGAGUUAUUGCGUCAAGACUCCGAAAUCAGUCAAACGAAAGUCACCGAGAAUGCCCUUCUCUUUGGUCGUUCAGUUCCUCAACUAUUGGUGGCACUUUUUGAGGCAGUAGAAAGACUUCUCGGAGGAGACGUUACCAAUUCAGUUAAGACCAUGUUUUCCACUCCUCUCGGUUGCAUCUCUGAGGAGAACUUUCUCACCGCCCUUCGCUUUAUCCUCUACUUCGAUGCCAACAUUCUUUUCUCCUCCUCAACUACUGACUUGGAGAGGAAGUUAUCGAAUCUCCUGUUGAAGAACUUUGCCAACUUUCUGGAGUGUCUAACUGUCCUUUUAACCGUAUCUCCAAACACUGCAAUUGAUCAGUGCCGCCUUUACAGUCUUCUUUACAUAUUCCUCGUCAUGGGAUCUCCCAAGAUUCUAUCGACACUCAUCGACGCUUCCAGAUCGCGUAAUCUCUCUCCAAAUGUGCCUGUCGAUUCUCUGGCUGAGAUAGGAAUGCAUAGCUUGAACUGCCUUACAGAGGUGGCUGAACGCAAGGAUUUUCAACGCGACGUAAUGGCCCAACAUCUACCCUUCAUAUUCCGUAUCCUCUACUGGGAUAUGCUAAUGCUGGACACUCAAUUUCCCCUCCUUAAUUUUGCCUCAUCUAUCAUCAAUAUUAUGGCUGAGUCGGGUGUCACUCUCUCCACUUCCAGCUCCUCCAAUAACCUCUCUGGUCUUGCCUCUGUCACUCAGUCAUUGGAAUCCAUUUCAGAGGAUUUUUAUCAAAAGCUUGUGGAUAUACUUCGACCCCUAGUUACCGUCUUUUUGCUCUUCUCUAAGUCUCCAAAUGAGGAGGAAGUGGAGCAAGGGGGAGAAAAAGGAUCAUUCUACACUUUUUCUCCCACAAAAUUCCUUCAACGUGUGCAUUUCUUUACCUUCACGGUUUGUCGCUCCAUGACCCCAGUGUACCUUUCUGCUCUGGAUCUUUGGAAUGCCUAUUUAGACUUUGUAAAGACUUUCUAUUAUGGGGAUACUGGCAAUUCUAAAAAACAGGUGCAGUUGCCCUCCCAGACCCAAAGAAUUAUAUCUAGCCUCUGCUCCUCCCUCCUCAUUACCAUUUAUUUCUCCGACUCUGCGUCGUACCUUGAUGUCCUUGACAGUGAUUACCCAUCAGGCACUCUGGAGGUGGAAGAAAACUCCUCCUGUGCAGGAUCCCAUCUCGCCUUUUUUGAUGAUACCCUACAUCAAGCAGAUUCUAGUGAAUUAAUUGCGGAUAAUGAGAGCGAGUACGCCAUCUUCAUGCAGACCUCACUGACCCUCCUGUCCGCUAUUGCAUUCUUUAAUCCCACUACAGUGCUGCACAGCAUCGCGGCCAAGUUCCAGGAGGGUAUGAGUGUCUUCACCCAACUCUGCAAUGCCCCUGAACGCAUGAAGCUUGAAGAACACACCACUCGAAAAUUGCACUAUGCUCUGCGUGACCUUGCAACGUGUCUCAACUGUCUCGCAUACCUCUCCGAUCACUUUGGUUCGCUGCAAGAUAUCAGCAUGCUUCGAUGGCUCCUUGAAGCUCUUGUCUUUAAUCUGAAAUUGGGAGUGGCCUUCUGUGAUCGUUUGAAAAGUCUCCAGGUGGAAACUCUUCAACAGGAUGUUGUUCAGGUUGUCGUGGAGAACAUCAGCCUUCUUCGAUGUCUCCUAACUAGCGGUUUUGUCCUCGUUUCUGAGGUGGAUACACCCAUCUCUGAGGUUUCACAGAGUUACGUGGUUCUUUCAGUGGCUGAUAAAGACGUCUUCUCCACCUCUCUGUUGCAAUGCAUUCACCACCUUCUUCUCGUCUCUCCUAUCGCCUCUCUUCGGCUCCAUGCAGCCCUUCUCUUUCAGACGCUUGUAGCGGCUUCGUCACCUCCGAGAUUUUCUCCUCCAGCUACCCUUCUUUCUGAAGGUGCUUUUUUGGCUGAUCUUAUCACCUGCUGUUGCGAACCGAGUAGACUAAAAACCUUCAGCAUUCCCGUUCAACGCCUACUUGUACGCGCCGUCACUGCCUACCUGCUAAUCGACGAAAGCGCUAUUCCAAAUCUUGCUAAAAUUAAUCCUAAACGUGCGGAACAGAUGCAGGCUCUGACGGCUCAAAAGAACGGCAUUUUAAUGAACAGUCUCAUGCCCAUGUUCUCCCAGGCUCUGCACCAAGAUACUCUGACCACAGACAGAGGUACUUAUUUUGCUGGACUUUGUUGGCUCAAUGAAGCACUAGCCUCACUCAUUCCUUUGGGGAGUAAGAGCAGACGGCUGAUGUAUGACACGUUGACAUCCUGCGGCAUUCUCAAUCGCAUCUGGCAGUGUCUGGAAACCACCAGUCUUUCCUCUGAGGUGCACCUUUUUAUCGCACACCUCUCCUUCUUUGUCCAAUUCACCGACAUCUAUGGCAGUCAACGCUCCACCGCCUCCAUGAUCCCUGGCUUAAUUACAACUGUGAUGCAACUGCUGCAGCUGCUAGAGCGUAAUACCGCCACCGCACGUCUUGUCUCCCCCGUCAUUUCCCACCUUCUCCAUCUUCUUAACCGCCUUGUACAAAACCGUACUGUCUUCCCAUCCAUGGCAAUCGAGGUCCUUCGCUUUAUCAGCAACUGUCUUGUUGUGAAUCUCGCUGGCGGAGUGAUCACCGAUCUACCCUCCGUCAUUGCUACUGCCUCCAAAAACGAUCCUGAUCUAUGUUUGCGGGUCUUUCGGACUCUCUUCAACACUGCCUCCUACGCCUACAGCCAGAUGACCGCGGAAGUGGAGCACCUUGCCACCUUCCUUCGACCCGUUCUCGCUGUAUUCACGGGAGAGGUCUUUGAUCCUCGUCUCCUAAUUGCCUGCGCUGAUGCGAUGGUAGAUCUUAAUGCGCGCCAUCGCCUUUUCACUCUCCCUGCUUUUGUGAGUCAGUGGCGAAAUCAGUUCGCGCGUCGAUUUUUGGCUCUCCUAGUGGAUGGAGGCAGUUCAGUUCAGCAAGGCAGUGAUUCAGAAGCCUCGUUGAUUCGUGUGUUGCAUGGAGUCUACUGCUCGCCCGAGGGGUUUGCAAUAAACGAAUUCUGCGAGACAGCAGUUGAGGCUUUCUUGGUGGAGAGGAUACCGUUAGUAGGGGGGGAGCGACCUUCUGGACUCACAGCCGCCUUUUCAGGGGUGGCGGCGAGGGAUUUAAAUUCGUUGGAGGAGUUCAGUGUUCUCUUGAGUGGGCUUUUGACUGAGGUGAGACAGUGGAUUCGCGGGACUGGGAGCGCUGGGGAAGCGAGUAUACCACUGCUGUACAAGCCACGAUUAAGUGAUCUCUAUGAGGAAGCUGUAAGGAUUGUAUGCAUGAUCACAUCAUUUCCUAAUUCACAAUGA